Molecule: messenger RNA, 309 nt
Organism: Ceutorhynchus assimilis (cabbage seed weevil)
Lineage: Eukaryota; Metazoa; Arthropoda; Insecta; Coleoptera; Curculionidae
Source: the annotation of a GenBank genome assembly
AUGCUCAAAGGAAAAAUAGGUGCUCUUGAGCUUAAUAUGGGAAAAAUUUCUAGACCGACAUUUGCUGAUGUCCUCCAGGAGAACCGGCAGUUUAUUAACCAGACUAUACCUCAGAAUAUACCCGAUGUAAACAUUAAACCAAAGAUCCCCCAAGAUGUCCAGCAAACUAAAAAUGAUAUCACAAUAAAUAUCAACCCUAAUGAAUUAAAAAUUGGGAUAAAAAAACUAAAACCAACUAAAUCUGGUGCCAUUUUGAUCAAAUAUGUCAAUAAACGUGAAGUGGAUGUUCUCAAAGCGGCAGCAGAAUAA